Drosophila erecta is the source of this 2805-nucleotide messenger RNA. RefSeq names its product aminopeptidase N. Lineage: Eukaryota; Metazoa; Arthropoda; Insecta; Diptera; Drosophilidae. The transcript has 6 exons. Gene Ontology annotation, cellular component: cytoplasm. The coding region runs from base 1 to 2796 and encodes 931 amino acids. The record is from RefSeq and is a predicted model, not a curated record. Gene Ontology annotation, molecular function: zinc ion binding; metalloaminopeptidase activity; peptide binding. Gene Ontology annotation, biological process: peptide catabolic process; proteolysis.
AUGAAGUGCGUUUUUCUAGUACUGGCGACACUUGGCCUGAGCUUGGCUAGGGAAGUUAGCACCUAUGACCAUUUUCGCUUGCCAACGGCCCUUCGACCCCAAAAAUACGAUGUGCGCAUCUUGACACAGUUGGAAAAUCCGGAGGACUUCCGCUUUAACGGAACUGUGAAAAUUCAAAUAGAAGUGCUGCAGAACACACGCAAUAUAACCUUGCACUCGAAGGAUCUGGCCAUUAAUGAUACGGAAAUCGCCCUCAGCGAAGUUGGCGGAGAAGGAAAACCGGGGAACUGCAUAGCAUCUACGGAAGUGAAUCCCACCCACGACUUCUAUAUUCUCAACACGUGCAAGGAGCUAUUGGCUGGCCAAGUUUACGAGUUGAGUUUGCACUUUUCGGCCAAGUUAGAAGAUCAACUGUCUGGCUACUACAGGAGUUCCUAUGAGGAUGCGGUGGCCAACGAAACGAGAUGGAUCUCCGUCACGCAAUUUGAGCCAGCCUCGGCUCGAUUGGCGUUUCCCUGCUUCGAUGAACCUGGCUACAAGGCAUCCUUUGCAAUCACCUUGGGUUACCACCAGAAGUACACAGGUCUCAGCAACAUGCCCGUGAAGGAAACCAGGCCACAUGAAUCCAUUCCGGAUUAUGUAUGGACCGCAUUUGAGGAUUCAGUGCCGAUGUCCACCUAUCUGGUUGCCUACUCCGUGAACGAUUUCUCCCACAAGCCAACUACCUUACCCAAUGGAACUCUUUUCCGCACCUGGGCGAGGCCAAAUGCCAUCGAUCAGAGUGAUUAUGCCGCGCAGUUUGGGCCCAAAGUACUCCAAUACUACGAGCAGUUGUUUGGCACCAAGUUUCCACUCCCGAAGGUGGAUCAGAUCGCGGUCCCCGACUUCAGUGCGGGUGCCAUGGAGAACUGGGGUCUGGUCACCUACGCGGAGUUUACCCUUCUCUACUCCCCGGAGUAUUCAUCUAUAGAGGCCAAGAAGGGGACAGCGAAUAUAGUGGCUCAUGAGUUGGCCCACCAGUGGUUCGGCAAUCUGGUCACCAUGAAGUGGUGGACGGAUCUUUGGCUGAACGAGGGAUUUGCCACCUAUGUGGCCAAUUUGGGUGUGGAAGACAUCCAUCCAGAGUGGCGCACCCUGCAACUGAAUUCAAUAUCAGACCUUUUAACCAUUUUCCGAACGGACUCUCUGGAGAGCAGUCAUCCCAUUUCGAGACCCAUUGAAAUGACUUCGCAGAUAUCUGAGAGCUUUGAUGACAUCUCCUACCAAAAGGGAUCAUCGGUGAUUCGUAUGAUGCACUUGUUCCUGGGCGAGGAGACGUUCCGAACAGGACUUAAGUCCUAUCUGGAAAGAUACGCCUACAAGAACGCCGAACAGGAUAACCUUUGGGAGUCUCUCACCCAAGCUGCCCAUAAGACUGGUUCUCUACCAACGGACUACGACAUCAAGACCAUCAUGGACUCGUGGACUCUGCAAACUGGUUAUCCGGUUAUCAAUGUGACGCGCAACUACACAGCAAGGACCGCAAGACUCAGCCAGGAGCGCUACCUCCUGAAUACAGAUAUAUCUAGAGCACACAAAGGAUGCUGGUGGGUGCCCCUGAGCUAUACCAGUCAGGAGGAAAAGGACUUCAACAACACGGCGCCCAAGGAGUGGAUGGAGUGCACCGAGACUGGGGAAAGUGUUUCCAAGACUAUUAGGGAUCUGCCAGGACCCGAUCAGUGGGUAAUCUUCAACAACCAAUUGUCGGCGCCAUAUAAGGUCAACUACGAUGCCCAGAACUGGAAACUUCUGAUCGCGACUUUGAACAGCGAGGAGUAUCAGUCCAUCCAUGUGGUCAACAGGGCCCAGCUCAUACACGAUGUCCUGUACUUUGCCUGGACAGGGGAGCAGGACUACGAGAUCGCUUUGCAGUUGAUCAGUUAUCUGCAGAGGGAACGGCAGCUUCUGCCCUGGAAAACGGCUUUGGACAAUCUGUCGUUUCUUAGUAGCAUUCUUCGACAGACGCCGAACAAUAUGUUCUAUAAGAGCUUUAUAAGGAAGCUCAUCACCCCGAUAUAUGAGCACAUGAAUGGCAUCAACGAUACAGACUCCUCCAUACAGCAGCAUGACAAGGUCCUUUUGAAGGGGAUGGUGGCGAACUGGGCAUGCACCUACGAGGUUUCCGAUUGCGUAUCCCAGGCCGUGAGCUACUUCCGCAACUGGCGUUUGGAGGCUAAUCCCGACGAGCUUAACCCAGUUCCGCUGGGCGUUCGUGGCAUUGUGUACUGCACGGCAAUCGAGCAUGGAAGUGACGAGGACUGGGAUUUCCUGUGGACUCGGUACCAGAAGGCUAAUGUGGCCACGGAAAAGAUGACCAUUCUGGAUUCCCUGGCCUGUUCGCUGGAGGUCUGGGUGCAGCAGCGCUAUCUGGAGAGGAUCUUCGACGCCAAGGGAGAUAUUCGGAAGCAGGCUUCAUUAGUUGUCUUUCCGUCGAUUGCUUCUGCGAAAGUAGGCUUCUUUUUGGCCAAGAAGUACUUGAUGGAGAACGUGGACUCGAUUUCCAAGUUCUACCAUCCUCAGUCAGAAUCUAUGGCUGAUAUUUUGCGGCCAUUUUCCGAGCUGAUCUUCACACGAAGGGACUAUGAUGAGUUUAAAGACUUUAUUGCCAAUUCCAAGGAGCAUCUCAAGGACAUAGAACAGGCCAUCAGUCAGAGUUUGGAGACAAUGCUCAUCAAUGUGCAGUGGAAGGAGCGAAAUUAUGAGAGCUUCACUCUAGCCAUCAAAAAUCUUGCUGAGAUCAACUUGGUUUCUGAAUAAAGUAUAAGU